CAUAAUAGAGAUGAAGAUCCAAAUUUUACUACUCUUUCUCUUAACGUUUCUUUUAGUCAAUUAUGUAAAUACAGGAAAAUUGGGAUCCAUCUCGCGAGGCUUGUCACGAGGCUCAUCACGAAGUUCUUUUUUGUCUAGAUUUUUUGGAUCUAGUUCAAGUUCCAGUUCUAAGUGGAACCAUAGAAGUUCAUCAGGCAGCCAUACAACGGGAUCAAGACAUUACGGAUUUGGAAGUUCAUCAGGUGGACACACGACAGGGUCAGGCUCCACUGGCCAUGGAAGUUCAUCUGGUGGACACAUGACAGGAUCAAGUCUUUUUGAACAUAGAAAUUUAUCAGGGGGACAAACGGGAGGAUAUUUUGGAAAUUUAUUAAAGGGAUUACCAAGAUCAAGCCCGACUGAAACUUUAUCGAAUCAAAAGAAGUCUUUGCAUAAACAAGAUAAAGAUGUAUCUUCGACGUUUUUACAAACUGAAGGAGGUGCCACACGACAUUAUUAUGUAAAUGCAGGAAGAUCUGGAUUCUCGCGAAGCUCGUCAUCACGAAGUUCGUCAUCACGAAGUUCAUAUUCUUCUUCGUCUAGACUUGGAUCUAGUUCAAGCUCCAGUUCUAGACAUGGAAGUUCAUCUGGCAGCCACACAACGGGAUCAAGACAUUACGGAUUCGGAAGUUCAUCAGGUGGACACAUGACAGGAUCAAAUCCUUUUGGACAUAGAAGUUCAUCAGGGGGACACAUAGGAUCAAAUCCGACUGCAACUUCAUCGAGUCGAACCUCGCAUCAACAAAAUAAAGAUGCAUCUUCGACAUUUUUACAAGCUGAAGGAGGAGGUGCCACACGACCCUCUCAAACUAAUUCCGGACAAUCUGAUCGACUAUCAGCACCACAUGGCAGUACAGGAACUUAUUCUGGGAGUCAUGGAACAUCAGGCUUUACAACAGAGAGUAAACAAAAUUCUGCACCAUAUCAUCCAUCAGCACCGCAUAAUCCAUCAGCACCGUAUAAUCCAUCAACACCGCAUAAUCCAUCAGCACCGUACAAUCCAUCAGCACCGUACAAUCCAUCAGCACCGUACAAUCCAUAUAGUUCAGCAGCACCGUCGACUAAUCAUUUGUCGAAAUCCACUGUGGUACCUUCGCAAAAUCAUGCUCCAACUUCUUUUGGCCAACCAAGCGCGCCUUAUAACCCAUCACAAGGAACUGCACCUAGUAAUCCUCCAUGGAGCAAUCCUCAUUUCAAUCCGAGCCAAUCUCACCCACCAGGUCCCACUUCUACUAACAUCGGCUUCAAAGAUCUGCAUCCAACUUCGAUGCCCAUUCCUUCUGCACCUAACUCGCAUCCUCCUUAUCCUACUUCUGGUUUUAAUCCUCCUCCUUAUCCCAAUCAUCCCUUCAGUCAUUCGAAUCAACCUCACGUACCUCAUGUACCUUCCACGCACAAUCCCAGUAAUUCUUUUCCCAGUCAAUCGUUUGGAUAUCCUUCCAGUUACCCAGCGCAUAUUCCGCCACCCGUAUCAGGUACAUUCGGAAAUCCUUAUUCUACACAUCCCGUCGGCGGAACGUAUGGCUCAGCUGGACACACUUAUUAUCCUCAACAACAUGUUCUGGCGCAGCCGGCAGCGCAACCAUACAUACCUGGACAAACAGUCAUAAUGGUUCCCGGUCAACAAGACACCGGCAGAGGCUUUGGUCAGAUGGUGAAAGAAGCACUUGUAUUCUCCACAAUCAACGCCGGUGUGAAUAGGCUGAUAAAUCCGCAUCAGCAUUAUGUGCCUGAUUACAGUAGUCUGAAUAGAGAUACCAGUCCGAGUAGUGGUACCAGUGAAACGCAUAUAACUUACAAUAAUCAUUAUUUUAAUACAGUUGCUCCGGGUAAUGUUUCUCCGGCUUCAUCAAAUAUACCUCAAGGAAAUGUUCCCGUUGCGUCUCCUAUCAAUCCAAAUCCCAAUCUAAAUCUAGUGAACAAUCCAGUUAUUACUCCGGGUGUAUCAAUUCCUACUAUUGUAAGCAACAGUAGCACAACGUAUCCAGUUGGUAGUUCCAUAAACACAGUAGGUACAGCUAACAAUGUGGAAACUCCUUCAGUUGUACCUCCUAAUGGAUUUUCUACUAGCAAUAUAGGAAAUAAUCAAGGAAUGUCCAAUCAAGGAACAGCUAUUUAUUCUCCGCAAUAUAAAAUAUCAGAUGACGAUCUAUUAAUGUUGACCGAAGAGUUAUUCGUGAAACAAGAAGUCGACAUAUCCAAGUAUUUGACGUUACAUCUUCAGAGUAAAUCUGAAAACGUAACCGAUGCAGCUAACGGACCAUUAAUUUACGUGCAAGAAGAGGCAUAUGACUAUCCAACGAUCUUAGCUAUUCGAGCUUUGUACGACAAUUACGAACACAAUUCUAUUGUGAAAGAAACUCGUACAGCGGAAAAGCGAAAGAGAGAGGACUUUCUAUUAGAUAUGUUUGUUAAUACGAAUGUGAUGGCCAGAGCUCUACGAUGGUUAUCAGAUCGAGGUUUCAUCGAUCCCGAUGAUUUCGAGAGAAAGGACACUUUGCGGCGUAUCUGGUUCAACAUGUUUAAUGGUGCUACGUCAGGUUUUGAGCGAGUGUUCACAUCUGAAAAAUAUGGUACGGAGCUUCUUGGGGUACAGGACUGGAUCUAUUUUAAUUAUCAGGAAUCGAAGGAUCGUAUUGAUUACAUGGGAUACGUUGAUAUUAUGAAGCUUGGCGACAGAGCCUCAUUGGUGAAAUUGAACUUCCAAAUGGAUGACAUUAUUAGACCAAACGUAACGAUAUUCGUGGGCACGCUUCCCGAACUUGAAAUGGCUUUGUACACGAUAUGUUUUUAUACCAGGCCGAAUAAUUUAUGUCCCGUUUCACUUGGCGGAAAGAAAUUUAAUAUUUUCACGCAUUCAUUUAGAUAUUACGGGCAAGAUCUUAUAGAUCUUGCGCUUCCUAUUUUCUAAUUCUGUAUCAUAUAAAUAAAUUCUUGGACAUGUGUGCAGUGUUGGGUAAGAUACUCUUAAAAUUUAUCUUGAUACAGAUACAGUUACAUGUACGAAAAUUUAUCUAAAUACAGAUAUAGACAUAUUAAAAUGUAUACAG
This is a messenger RNA of Mycetomoellerius zeteki, 3089 nucleotides long. Its product is annotated as poly(U)-specific endoribonuclease homolog. The transcript has 10 exons. Gene Ontology annotation, molecular function: RNA endonuclease activity. Lineage: Eukaryota; Metazoa; Arthropoda; Insecta; Hymenoptera; Formicidae. Bases 11 to 2950 code for a protein of 979 amino acids. The record is from RefSeq and is a predicted model, not a curated record.